This is a messenger RNA of Bipolaris oryzae ATCC 44560, 456 nucleotides long. RefSeq lists its product as uncharacterized. Bases 1 to 456 code for a protein of 151 amino acids. NCBI's taxonomy places the organism in Eukaryota, Fungi, Ascomycota, Dothideomycetes, Pleosporales, Pleosporaceae. The transcript has a single exon. The record is from RefSeq and is a predicted model, not a curated record.
AUGGACUUCACAUCCCCCCUCAACAUCCCCCUCCAAACAAUGCCCUCGCGGACCCCCUACCUCAGUCUAACCUUCUCCCCCUGUCCCGCCUCUACCCCCACUGUCCCAUCCCUCCCCCCUUACACCUCCACCUGCACCUCCAAAACCAUCACUUCACUACCACCCGCGUACACGGGCCAAGACGCAAACACUUCAUCGCGCACUCCAACAGCACCUCAACCACCACCACCACCACCACCAGCAUCAUCAGCAGGUGAAGCGCAAGUGCAAGCACCAAAGCCCACCACGCACAGCGCAGCGAUUUCGCCGCGGGACCUCGAGGCAGCGACGGGAAUGAGGGGAGUAGCUAUGCCGGGGGAAACGCGUAGGAAAAUCAUGUGUUUUGCUGUUUAUGUGGUUUUUGGGUUGGCGUGGAUGGGGGCGCUGUGGGUUGUGGUCAAGUUGUUGCAGUUGUGA